UUGGUACUGAUCCCCUUAUCACCUGGCUCCUUGCUGAAAUUCCUGCUGGAGGGCGUGUGGGUGUGGACCCCUUCCUCUUCUCUGUUGAUGCCUGGGAAGGUUAUGACCUGGCCCUCCGAGAUGCCAACAGACAGCUGGUAUCCAUUACAACCAACCUUGUGGACCUGGUAUGGGGGUCAGACAGGCCCCCAGUUCCAAGCCAGCCCAUUUAUGCCCUGCAGGAGGCAUUUGUAGGGAGCACUUGGCAGGAGAAAGUAUCCGACAUCCGAAGCCAGAUGCAGAAGCAUAGCGGGGCUCCGACUGCUGUGCUUCUGUCUGCACUUGACGAGACGGCCUGGCUCUUCAACCUUCGCAGUGAUGACAUCCCGUACAACCCGUUCUUCUAUUCCUACACACUGCUCACAGACUCUUUCAUCAGGUUAUUUGCAAACAAGAGUCGCUUUAGCCCAGAGACUCUGAAGUACCUGAAUUCCAGCUGCACAGGCCUCAUGUGUGUACAAAUUGAGGACUAUAACCAAGUCCGAGACAGCAUCCAGGCCUACGUCUCAGGAAAUGUUAAGAUCUGGAUCGGAGCCAGCUAUACCACAUAUGGGCUCUAUGAAGUGAUACCCAAGGAGAAACUUGAGACAGACACCUACUCCCCAGUGAUGGUGACCAAGGCAGUGAAAAACAGCAAGGAGCAGGACCUCCUCAAGGCUAGCCACGUGAGGGAUGCUGUAGCUGUGAUCCGGUACUUGGUAUGGCUGGAGAAGAAUGUGCCCACAGGCACAGUGGAUGAGUUCUCUGGGGCACAGAUUCUGGACAAAUUCCGAGGAGAAGACAACUUCUCCUCUGGACCCAGUUUCCAGACCAUCUCUGCUAGUGGCCUGAAUGCUGCCCUGGCCCACUACAGCCCGACCCAGGAGCUGCACCGCAAGUUGUCCUCAGAUGAGAUGUACCUGGUGGAUUCUGGGGGGCAAUACUGGGAUGGGACCACAGACAUUACCAGAACAGUCCACUGGGGUACCCCCUCUGCCUUCCAAAAGGAGGCAUAUACCCGUGUGUUGAUGGGAAACAUCGAUCUGUCCAGACUUGUCUUUCCUGCUGCUACGUCAGGGCGAGUGGUGGAAGCUUUUGCCCGCAAAGCCUUGUGGGACAUUGGGCUCAAUUAUGGUCAUGGAACAGGUCAUGGCAUCGGCAAUUUCCUGUGUGUGCAUGAGUGGCCAGUGGGAUUCCAGUCUUACAACAUUCCAAUGACUAAGGGCAUGUUCACAUCCAUUGAACCUGGCUACUAUCAGGAUGGAGAAUUUGGUAUCCGUCUUGAAGAUGUGGUCCUUGUAGUCGAAGCAAAGACCAAGUAUCCAGGGACGUACCUGACCUUUGAAGUGGUGUCUUUUGUGCCCUAUGACCGGAACCUCAUCGAUGUCAGCCUGCUGUCCCCUGAGCAGCUCCAAUACCUGAAUCACUAUUACCAGACCAUCCGUGAGAAGGUGGGCCCGGAGCUACAGCGUCGACAACUGCUAGAGGAGUUCGCAUGGCUACAGCAGCACACGGAGCCCCUGUCUGCCAGGGCCCCAUGUACCACCUCCUUAACCUCUGUAUUAGUAGCCUCCACUCUUGCCAUCCUCAGCUGGAGUAGCUAG
Messenger RNA from Castor canadensis (American beaver), 1622 nucleotides. The record is from RefSeq and is a predicted model, not a curated record. NCBI's taxonomy places the organism in Eukaryota, Metazoa, Chordata, Mammalia, Rodentia, Castoridae.